Topomyia yanbarensis is the source of this 1451-nucleotide messenger RNA. Its product is annotated as beta-ureidopropionase. The coding region runs from base 196 to 1359 and encodes 387 amino acids. Gene Ontology annotation, molecular function: beta-ureidopropionase activity. The transcript has 5 exons. The record is from RefSeq and is a predicted model, not a curated record. Lineage: Eukaryota; Metazoa; Arthropoda; Insecta; Diptera; Culicidae.
AAAGCUUUCAGCGGAGUUCUCUUCUUGUUGCCGUUGAAAUACAAUACUCCAUUCAUUCGUCUGUGGCAAGAGAAACGGUUCGGUUUAGUUCGCUGUACGGGUGACCUCCAUUAACGGCCUGUUGGAUUCUACUCACUUGUUAUUCAUUAACUACUCAUCGACAAACAGAAAGUGGACCAGAUUGGAGUUACCACAAUGUCCGAUUGUAACUUUAAAAGUUUGGAGGAGACCCUUGAGAAGUAUAUUCCACAGGAGGAGCUUCGAGAAGUCAAAAGGAUUCUCUAUGGACGUGCUGACGAUAAUGCCAUUACGUUCUCCACUGAAACCACUUCCCUGGCCAAGGAAGUCGGAGUGGAACUGAAAGGGUACACAUUCACUGCUCGCAAGGAAGAUCUUCGCCGUCCGAGGGUCGUACGUGUCGGACUAAUCCAGAACUCGGUAGACAUUCCUACGACCGCUCCGAUUCACGUCCAGCGGGAUGCUCUGCAUGAGAAGGUUUCCAACAUCCUGAAGGUUGCAGCUGCUGCGGGGGUGAAUAUUAUUUGCCUUCAGGAAGCUUGGACUAUGCCCUUCGCAUUUUGUACACGUGAAAAGUUCCCCUGGUGUGAGUUUGCCGAAGAUGCGGAGAACGGUCCAACGACGAAGAUGGUCAAAGAGCUUGCCAAACAGUACAACAUGGUCAUCAUUUCACCCAUCCUCGAACGGGACGCGAAUCACAACGACACAAUCUGGAACACGGCCGUCGUGAUCUCGAACAACGGCAAUUACAUGGGAAAACAUCGGAAAAACCACAUCCCCCGGGUUGGGGAUUUCAACGAGUCAACCUACUACUUCGAGGGUAACACCGGGCAUCCGGUUUUCGAGACCCAGUUCGGUCGCAUCGCCAUUAACAUCUGCUACGGACGCCAUCACCCGCAGAACUGGAUGAUGUUCGGACUGAACGGUGCGGAGAUUGUGUUUAAUCCAUCGGCAACGAUUGGAGCCCUCAGCGAACCCUUGUGGGGCAUCGAAGCUCGAAACGCUGCCAUUGCGAAUAGCUACUUUACGGUGGCCAUCAACCGUGUCGGUACCGAGGUUUUCCCGAACGAGUUUACCUCGGCUAACGGACUGCCGGCUCACAAGGACUUUGGACCCUUCUACGGCUCAUCGUACAUUGCCGCACCGGACGGUUCACGAACUCCGGCAUUAUCGCGGGAUAAAGAUGGUUUGCUCAUUGCGGAAAUGGAUCUGAACCUGUGCCGACAGGUGAAGGAUUUCUGGGGCUUCCAGAUGACUCAACGAUUGCCGCUUUACGCGGACAGUUUGACACAGGCCAUCAAACCCGACUACAAGCCGCACAUCAUUAGGGAAAAUCAAUAGAAAAACAAGGGAAACUCAACGAAUGAUUGUAAAGAAUGUUUAUUCAAUGAACUAUAUAAUGCAGCUGCUUUGGUGUAAAAUUUAUAAUUUUA